AUGGGCACAAUCCAUAUACAGACUUGGGCUGGGGAUCGGACUCCGCCGGCGGCGGGAGGAGGGAGCGAGCGGGCAGGCGGGCAGGCGGGCAGGCGGGCAGGCGGGCAGGCGGAAGGGGGAGGAGAGGAGAGCAGCCGAGUCCUGUGGAUCUCCACUCCCGUCCGGGCUCCGGGGGGCCCGGGGAGGGGACGGAGGGCGGGAGGAGGGGGAAGCACGACCGUGGGGCCCGGACGAAGUUGGUCCGCGUGGAGGGGCGCCCUGGCUCGUUCCUGGCGCUGCCUCCGCUCUUUGGGUUCCCCGCUGGCGGCCAGCCCAGCCUCUAGGGCCGGGGAGCCCGCGAGGCGUUCGAACUGCCCGGCUCCAAGGAGCCCGGGCCGGGGCCGGGGCGGCCGCUGCCUCCCAGGCCUCCGCCUGCUCUGCUCAUGGCGGCCGGAGCCUGGGGGGAGGGAAGGGACGGCCAGGGGAGGGACGAGGCCUGAGCCGGGCCUGGCUGGGCCCCCCCGGCUCCUGGCCCCACCAAGGCGGGGCCCGCAAACUGGCCCAUUCUCCCGGCACCUCCGGGCUCUGCUUUCCCUUCGCCCCCUUCCGCGCCAGGCCUGGAGAUUUCUCCCACUGGGCAACAGGUCCCGGGGAGGGAAACCUCGCUCAGGACCACAAAAAGGGUGCGGGCCUAACUCUCACUCAUUGAGGAACAAGAUGUACCUGGGCUCCUGGAGUCAGAAAGAGGAAAAGGCAAGGAGAUGGCUUCCUCCCACAACCUUCAGGACCCUUGCCAGGAUCUCUAAGCACUUAACUCUCACAACUCUCCAACAGGGUUAAA
Molecule: messenger RNA, 820 nt
Organism: Phascolarctos cinereus (koala)
Lineage: Eukaryota; Metazoa; Chordata; Mammalia; Diprotodontia; Phascolarctidae
Source: RefSeq, a predicted model, not a curated record